This is a messenger RNA of Phyllostomus discolor (pale spear-nosed bat), 462 nucleotides long. Its product is annotated as eukaryotic translation initiation factor 1-like. Gene Ontology annotation, molecular function: ribosomal small subunit binding; translation initiation factor activity; RNA binding. Gene Ontology annotation, biological process: translational initiation. The transcript has a single exon. Lineage: Eukaryota; Metazoa; Chordata; Mammalia; Chiroptera; Phyllostomidae. Bases 14 to 355 code for a protein of 113 amino acids. The record is from RefSeq and is a predicted model, not a curated record. Gene Ontology annotation, cellular component: eukaryotic 43S preinitiation complex.
GGCACCAUAUUGCAUGUCUGCUAUCCAUAACCUCCCCUCUUUCGAUCCCUUUGACGAUGCAAGUAAGGGUGAGGAUCUGCUUCCUGCUGGCACUGGGGAUUAUAUCCAUGUAAGAAUUCAAAAGAGAAAUGGCAGGAAGACCCUUACUACCUUCCAAGGGAUCAUUGAUGAAUACAAUAAAAAGAAACUAAUAAAAGCAUUUAAGAAGAAAUUUGCCUACAAUGGUACUGUAAUUGAGCAUCAAGAAUUUGGAGAGGUAAUUAAGUUACAGAAUGAACUAUGCCAAAACACCUGCCAGUUCCUUUCAGAGACUGGACUGGCUAAGGACAACCAGCUAAAGGUUCAUGGGUUUUAAGUGCUUUGGGCUCACUGAAGGUUAAGAGAGGAUUUCCUUGCGAAGAGUAGUAUUUCCCUUCUGUCCCUUGUCACAAGUUUAAAAACCUCACAGCUUAUAUAAUAUAA